Molecule: messenger RNA, 619 nt
Organism: Cylicostephanus goldi
Lineage: Eukaryota; Metazoa; Nematoda; Chromadorea; Rhabditida; Strongylidae
Source: the annotation of a GenBank genome assembly
CGUUAUUCAUAUUGAGAGCUUAUGCACCGUUCGUAACUGUUGCAUGCUUUACGGAUUCACUAAUAAUCCUAUUUAGAAAUGUGGAUUCGAUUUCGUGGAGCUGUCUGGUGGAAACAUAGAGAAACCUGCUUUUUCACAUCUACGAGAAUCCACCAGAAAGCGGGAAGCAUUCUUCUUAGAAUUUGCACAGCAGAUCCGACCAGUUUUCGAGAAAACUGUUGUAUAUCUAACUGGUGGUUUCCGAACAGCUCCAGCCAUGGUGAACGCUGUAUUCGAUGGAAUCACUGACGGUAUAGGUAUAGGAAGGCCAACGACGUCGGAACCCGACCUUCCUGCAAAAAUUCUGCACGGAGAGUGCCUUUCGGCUGCCGACGUUAAGUUGGAUCCGGACGACUACAUGAUAACAUCAACGGCCAGCAACAUGCAGAUGGCACAGAUGGGUAAAAGGCCAUCAUCUGAGAUGAAAAAUGUUUGCGAAGAUAUCGCGGAUUUGAGUAACCCGGAAGAAGCGGACAAUUUCAAGAAAGAAGCAGCAGAAUAUUAUAAAGAGAUGAAGGCGACAGCCGAACGUGGUGAACCUUUAUAUGGUGUGAUGCAGUAUAAAAAUAUUGUUGUUUAA